AUGCAGCAGCGCAGGCGGGCCCUUUGGCUUGCCAUUUCCGCCCUUAUUUUAUUAAUAAUCACGUACUUUUUUUAUCUGUCUAUGCAGCACGACCCUGCACUUUUACCCACCAACAGCGAUCCAACGCCGCAAGAGCCCGAUAGCCAGGAGCCAGAAGAGGCCCCCAAAGAAACCACGAGACACCAUCCAUCAGCACCAUCGGUCGAGCGAAAUGCGACGCGCACACUUGUGAUUGCCAAACUACAGGAAGAGGAUACCUUAUGGGUCGACAGCCUUGUCCGGGAUGACCCUGAUCUUACCAGUGCUGUCUAUGUGGUGGAUAAUAAUACCAGUGCACCUUUCACUGUUCCCUUAAAUAAAGGCCACGAGGUGAUGGUCUAUUUAACCUAUAUAAUCGAUCAUUAUUACAGUCUCAGCGACAUCUCAAUAUUUAUGCAUGCUCACCAGAUCACCUGGCAUAAUAACGACUUCCUCGAUUCUGACUCGGCUAAGAUGGUCCGCCGGUUAAGAAGUCAAUAUAUACUUAAAAACGGUUAUAUGAAUCUUCGCUGUCAUCUUGAACCAGGAUGCCCAGACCAUAUUCAUCCAUAUAUAGGAAAAGAAUCUGAUGAUAUUCUUAACGUUCCCGAAGCUGCAGUUAUCGGUAUGGCAUGGGGUCAGCUAUUCCCCGGUAGCCCAGUGCCAUCCGUUCUUUCACAACCAUGCUGUGCACAGUUCGCUGUUAGCGCGGAUCAAAUUCGAAAGAUCUCUCUGAAACGCUACCUCGAAUUCCGUCAUUGGCUUCUCGUAACUGAACUCGAUGAUCGACUGUCUGGGAGAGUCUGGGAAUAUAUAUGGCAUUGGCUCUUUACAGGACAACCUGAGUUCUGCCCGGUUGAGACAACCUGUUAUUGCGAAGGCUAUGGGAUUUGUUUCGAUCCUAACGAGUAUCGGCUAUACUUUCAGAUUCGAGGCGAAGCGCGGAAGUUGGAAGGAGAGGUCCAGGAGUUGGAAUCAGAAGCGACCGACGCAGACACCACUACUAGUGAAAGGAUAACUGAGUUGAAAAGCAAGAUUGAUGAGCUGCAUGGGGAAAUGAAUGCGAUGAGAGCCCGGACGAAGGGUAUAGGGCAGUGAUUUUCCUGGUUUGAUGCACGAUCUGAGCGCACUAGCAUUGUUGGGUUCUCUCUCUGGUGGCGCCGAGUAUGUAUAUGCUACAUUUGUCUAGGUACUAAGGUGUUUCCGUUUCCUCACGUUAUCUGUUGUUAAUAUACCGUCAAUACAAUUGCCCGGGAAUGUGAAGUAAGGGCAUGCUUCUGGACUUAUGGACCCCCUGCGCGGGAGUGACAACAAGUGUUGCAAGUUCAUUGCCGAGCAAACUGGAUUUCCGGUUCUAGACUCUGCCUCUAAACGUGCACUGGAAUAUACCUGCUGUAGCUCAUGAUGCCAAAGAUGCUGUUCCAUGGGUCUUUUGUACCCAGAAAAGCCUCAAUACUUCGGAGCUAGGUAUUACCCUGACAAACAAGACAAACAAAAAUCAAUGAUAACAGUGCUGAUAUAAUCUUGAUA
This is a messenger RNA of Aspergillus pseudotamarii, 1548 nucleotides long. RefSeq lists its product as uncharacterized. The transcript has a single exon. Lineage: Eukaryota; Fungi; Ascomycota; Eurotiomycetes; Eurotiales; Aspergillaceae. The record is from RefSeq and is a predicted model, not a curated record. The coding region runs from base 1 to 1116 and encodes 371 amino acids.